AUGGAGUAUCCCCCGCAGUAUCAACAGCCUCACGGCCAACAUCCUCAUGCUCCCUCGCACAUCCAAGCCCCUUACCAACCCGCGCCACAGAACCCAGGGCCGGCUGCGGGCUCGAUGGCUUCUCCUACCAACCCACAGGCUCACAUGCAACAAACCCACUCAACUCACCAGGCAUCUCCCAUCGUGCCGUCGCAAUCGCAUUACCAGCAAGCCCAGAAUCCUCCGGGCUCGGUACAUCAGCCGAUGAACUUUUCACAGCCGUAUGGUGUUACACCGGCUAUGCCCCAAUCGUACGGCAUCUCGCCCACCCAGGCUGCCGCGAUGGCCACUGCUGCCGCCUCGGGGCAGUUUUAUCCUCUUCAUCAGGAUUCCAUGGCCAGUCAAAUGCCCCAAGGACCGCGUGGCUCGCCACGCAUGGCCGGUGUACAAGUGAAGAACGACCGAAAUCCUCGCUCACCACCUCAAAUACCGGGGCAAAUGCCUCCCAUUAGCUCGCAGGUGCAGAUGUCACAGAAUGCCCAGAUGCAACAGCGUCGCAUGAGCCAUGUUGGCAGCCCACACAUCCCGAAUGCUCAGCCAGUUCUUAGUCAUGUCGGUCGACCUUCAGUGCCGCCAACGAUGCCGCCUCCGCCUCAGCCCCCUGUGCAGCAAAGCCAACCGUCACCGGAGCUGGUUGCAGGUGGUGCUGAAGAGUCUCCUCUCUAUGUCAACGCCAAGCAGUUCCAUCGCAUUCUAAAGCGUCGAGUUGCUCGUCAAAAACUGGAGGAACAGUUGCGACUCACCUCCAAGGGUAGGAAACCCUACCUGCACGAGUCACGACACAACCAUGCCAUGCGGCGGCCUCGCGGCCCUGGUGGUAGGUUCCUUACCGCUGACGAAGUCGCUGAGAUGGAGAGAAAGCAAUCUAUCGCAUCUGGGCAAGAAAAUUUCCAUAGCAAUGCUAUGAAAGCAGCCGUGGAAAAUGUAUCUUCUGGACAGAAACGGAAAUCCAGCGAUGUCAAUGAUGACAACCUGAACACAACGAAGAAAGCAAGGACUGGGGCACCUCCCCGAACAAGCGCCAGCGCCGAGGAAAGUGACCCCGAGUCUGGGGAUGUGUCCGAUGAGGAAGGUUGA
Messenger RNA from Aspergillus wentii DTO 134E9, 1116 nucleotides. It is a transcript of the gene hapB, whose product is annotated as transcription activator HAP2. Bases 1 to 1116 code for a protein of 371 amino acids. Gene Ontology annotation, molecular function: RNA polymerase II cis-regulatory region sequence-specific DNA binding; DNA-binding transcription factor activity, RNA polymerase II-specific. Gene Ontology annotation, biological process: regulation of transcription by RNA polymerase II. Gene Ontology annotation, cellular component: CCAAT-binding factor complex. The transcript has a single exon. NCBI's taxonomy places the organism in Eukaryota, Fungi, Ascomycota, Eurotiomycetes, Eurotiales, Aspergillaceae. The record is from RefSeq and is a predicted model, not a curated record.